UUGACAUCGAAGCACCACCAGUCAAUUUCUUUUUUCUUUUUUUAAGCGGGACAACGAAGUAGGCUACGAUUGAACUCCUUUCCCUUUUACACGAAUAAAUUCGCAGGAACAAAGUCAUACUAUACUAUUAGUACCCGGCACUAUUUGACACGACGCGCAUUUCGCCUCCCGAUAUCUCUCUCCAAACGUCCACCCUGGUAGCCCUUCAACGAAAAUAUUACAAUGACAAUGGUUGAACCUCCAGCCAAACGCGCGAGGAGGACAGACAGCUCGACCAUGUGGGAGAUGAAUGACUCGAAAUCUGUCGCGGGCGACCAUGAUAGCAAUGAGGUAGAUGGCGGCAUAUCCAGACGAGACGCGGGGUCGACCAGGGACGAUAUUAAACGGAGCAACGCACUGAGAGAUGAGCGUAGACAACGGUCUCGCUCUAGAGAUAGGGAUGGCCGGAGACGUGACCGGAGUAGAUCGAGAGAUCGGAGAGAUCGGAGCAGGUCCAGGUCCAGGUCCAGGUCCAGGGAAAGAAGGGAUAGGGAUAGAGAUAGGGAUAGGGCUGGGCGGAGGGAUAGAGAUAGGAGCGGAAGUAGGGACAGAUAUACCAGACGGGGAGAUCAUGGGAAAUCGGCUCGAUACCGCGAACGUGGUCGUGAUAGGUCAUGGACCCGAUCCCUUUCCCCAGCACUCUCACCUACACGAAAUGGUACUACAUCGACGCGACCUCGACGGUCACGGUCACCUCCACGGCAGCGGGGCGCGAGAACUGACCGUCGAGAUGCUGUCCGGGAAUCGGGGAGGGUGAAUGGGACUUCUGAAUCGAGACGGCAUGGUUCAACAAAGCCCCAGACCCAGCCUAUGCCCGACAGCAUGGCCAUGGAUAUUGAUGGUGCAGAUGGCGAUGAGUUGGACCAGUUGAUUCGGAAGACGAUGGGGUUCUCGUCAUUCCGGACUACUCAGAACACUAAAGUACCUGGAAACAAUAUCUAUGGCGUGCGCAAGGAGAAGAAGACCCAGUACAGACAGUACAUGAACCGGCAAGGAGGAUUUAACAGACCAUUGAGUCCGACACGCUGAACUGGAGCUUCUGUCAACUCAUUUCCUUCCUUUCUUCUUUGGGGUGAUUUUGAUCCUCUUUUUAUAUUUUACGUCUUACAGAGCGUUUCGAGCGAGCUCAUACCAAUUUUAUCCCUUUGUUUUCCUGCGCUAGGUCCAUUUAUGUGUUUAUCUGAGUAAUUGUUCAUGCACGUGUACCAUCUUGGGUUGGGCGUUGAUGGAUUGAUUCCUGGCAUAUAUUUUUCUGUAGCAUCUAAACUUGCUUCUGUUCUAUUUUCACUCCUUAUUUUCGUACCAUUGGAGAUAACUGUAGGCAAAGACUAGCAACCAAGAUUGUAGACUCAGGCUUUUAUCUCUGGGGGCUGGCUACCCUGGGAUUAUUAUUCUCCACCUGGCUCGUCAACAUUCACCAGUUCAAAGUGUCAAC
Blastomyces dermatitidis ER-3 is the source of this 1474-nucleotide messenger RNA. RefSeq lists its product as uncharacterized. NCBI's taxonomy places the organism in Eukaryota, Fungi, Ascomycota, Eurotiomycetes, Onygenales, Ajellomycetaceae. Gene Ontology annotation, biological process: RNA splicing. The transcript has 2 exons. Gene Ontology annotation, cellular component: precatalytic spliceosome. Bases 223 to 1068 code for a protein of 281 amino acids. The record is from RefSeq and is a predicted model, not a curated record.